Messenger RNA from Heterostelium album PN500, 324 nucleotides. RefSeq lists its product as uncharacterized. Bases 1 to 324 code for a protein of 107 amino acids. The transcript is spliced from 2 exons. Lineage: Eukaryota; Evosea; Eumycetozoa; Acytosteliales; Acytosteliaceae. The record is from RefSeq and is a predicted model, not a curated record.
AUGGCAGAUCCAAAUGCACAAUCAUCAGAUACAACAACAACAACAACAACCACAACAACUAGUAAUUCAACGGCAUCUACGGAUCCAACAACUACUACAAAUGAUCUCAGAAUAAGAGAUCUAGAAAAUAAUAAUAACGAUGAUCAAAAUCAAUCAACCCCCACUUUAUUUCCGGAUGUCACUCCUACCAGCGCUCGCCCAGAUCCACUCUCAACUUAUUUGUUCAAAUCCAGCCUGGCCGCUUCUAAGCUCCCGAUCUCCUCUACCAUUGUUCCAGGUCAACCUGAUAAAAAAGUCAUUAAAAAUUUAUUGCAAAAGAAUUAA